Molecule: messenger RNA, 3403 nt
Organism: Adelges cooleyi (spruce gall adelgid)
Lineage: Eukaryota; Metazoa; Arthropoda; Insecta; Hemiptera; Adelgidae
Exons: 10
Coding region: 653-2638 (661 amino acids)
Source: RefSeq, a predicted model, not a curated record
UCAGUGACGUAAUUUGAGAACACGGGCUACGGUACAAAUAUUUUUAGCCCCCUCCAAAAAAAUAUAGAUUUUUUUCGACUAACAGAUAUAAUUAUUUCAACUAUUUUGAUUACUGUGGUCGUUUUUCCGUUUUGCGACUUAACGGCGACGGACCCUUUGACACGAGGAUAGAAGAGAGGGGACGGUGCUGCAACGGCUGUGCCUAUAAUUUUUACGACGCCGGUACCCGGGGCUUAAUUUUUUGGAACUUUCUGGAAAAUUCUUAAUUUAAUAUUAAGGUUUUGAGGUCAUCAAAGAAAUGUCCCUUACAAAAUAUUAUUGUUUGUCCAUAAAAUACCGUUUUGGAAAAUUCACUAUAAUUAAACAAUUGUCCAAAAAAAUUGUAGUAUUGAAAUCACUAAACAGCAACAUGCUAACACCAUUGGAACGAUACGUCCCAUUACUUAAAAAUAAAUUCAAAAGCGAUUAAAAAUAAAUACAGAGUAUAUUAGACAUCACUGGGUCCGGAACUACAUUCCAAUACUAAUGGCUAUUUAUAAAAUUAAUUCGCGAAAUACAUUGGAAUCCCAAUAUUGCAAGUGUAUUGGAAGGGAAGGUAUGUGUUAUCGACAUACACUGGACAGCCCGCACCCACCACUUAACUGACAGAAGGAUGUCAAGCGUGUACGGUGUUACAACUUGCAAUAACACCCUUUUUUUACACGUAAUUAUUAGUUAUGUGUAUCAUCAUUUUUUGUAUGAAUCAUACAAUUUUAUUUUAUGUAUAUUUUUAUAUUUUAUUGUAGAAACUUUGCAAUUUUUAAUUACAGGUAUACUUUUAUACAUUAUUUUUAUAUUUAAAUUGUAUAUUUUAAAUCAUACGACCGUCAGCUGGACGCUUUCUUUCAACCUUAUAAUUAUAAUACAAUUUUAUAUAAUGGAACAUGGAGGUUUCAUUUAUGACAAUUUGGGGAAGAAAAAAGGCGUUACUUACUAUCAAUGUGCCAAACGAGGACUCAACUUCUGCAAGGGUUCAUUGAAAAAAUCGACUGAUGGGACAUUAAUUAUCAUCAAACCCCAUAAUGGACAUGAAAUAAGAGACAAUAAUGAGAUGUUAAUUAAAUCUUUUAGAUUGAUUCUAAAAACGCGAGCCAGUAAAGAAAAUGGUUUAUUAAAAUUAAUAUAUGAUCAAGAAUCAGAAAGGAAUCCUGAAGCUAGCAGUCUCUAUUCUUGGGCAACAGCUGAAUCUAUAAUGCGUAUAGCGAGAAGGCACUCUCUUCCGAAAUUACCAACUUCUUGUACUGAACUGGCAGUUCUUUUUGAAAAUGGAACACUUCCACGAUAUUCAUGCUGUAAUGAAAGCAUAUUUAAGGGCUGUGUGCUAUGUAUUGACGGUCACCAAAGUCUAAUAUUUGCUUGCACUGGUUUAAUUCAAUUAGUAGCGAAUGUUGAAGAAAUACACGUUGAUGCUACAUUCAAAAUUGUAUCCCCAAACAUGGGUAAACAAUUAUUAACUAUUCACUGUAUGAUUCAAAACCAUUCCAUACCUGUUGUAUAUUGUUUAAUGGAAUCAAAAUCAAGGAAUGCCUACAUUAGUGUUUUAAAUUUUGUGAAAUCGAAUAUUGUCCCAAAUUUAAACCCAUCUGUUAUAAUAACUGAUUUUGGGACAGCCCUUCGAGAUACAUUAAUAUCAUUAUUUCCCCAAGCAAGAGUUGCUGGUUGCUGGUUCCACCACAAUCAAGCGGUAUGGAAAAAUAUGAAAAAAAAAGGAUUUCUCCAUUUAAUAAAUACUAAUGGUCAAGCAUUAAAAGCUUUGAGAAUGUUGUUUGCUUUGCCAUUACUACCUGCUGCUGAUAUAGAGAGAGCGUAUGAAGUCAUUCGGUUAUUUGCCAUUAAUCAUCAAGUUCCUAUGACUAGUUUAUUUAGUUAUUACCGAAGUUAUUGGAUAGGACAAGUUGGUGUUCACGUUUUUUCUGUCCAUGGACUAUCAAGGCGCACUAAUAACAAUGUGGAAAGUUUUCACAAUAGUUUGAGACUAAAAUUAUCAGUGGCGCAUCCAAACUUAUGGAUUUUUCUUAAUCAGUUAGCUCGUCUAAGUAUGAAUUACCAUACAAUAGUGAAUCAGUUGUCAAAUAAUAUAAGGCCAACAAGAAACUAUAGAGUAAAUUAUGUUAUAAACUCCAAUCGUAUAAAGAAUGCAACUAGCCAAUAUUCUCAAGGACUGAUGAAUAUGUGGCAGUUUUUGCAAAUAUGCUCUCACACUACUACUGCUUAUGAACAACGUCAGAGAAAUUGGGCAUUACAGGCAGAGAUCAAUAGCAACCCAAAUGCUUAUAUACCUCUUUCAGAAGAUAACCGGAUUGAUGAUUCUGCAGUAGCUGAAGAAUUAAUUGCUAACAUACCUGUAGCCAUUUCUGAGGGUGCAAAUGAAACCGUAAAUAUUGAUGACAAUGAUUCGCUUGACGAUGAAAGUAGAUGUGUGACAUGUUUGGUGAGGACGCUAAGGGAAACUCCAAUAAGGUAUAUGAUUACUCCAUGUGGGCACGCAUGGAUAUGCAAUAGCUGUAUGCUGACAAUUCUUAGGUCUGACCCUAUAGUAAAAUGUCCUGUGUGCCGUCAAAGCAACAGUCAUUUUCAACGUGUAUUUUUUACCUUUUAAAAUUAAGUGCUAUUAUUUUGUGCACCCACUAAUAAUAAAUAUUUUAGACUUAGCAAAAGAGACAUUAAGGUUUCAACAUAAUGAAUAAAAACUAUUUUUUACUCGUAACAUUACAAAUAAAUCAUCAGAAUCAUAGGUUUUAUCAUUGACUAUAAAUAUUAUAGAUGGCCCACCAAGACAAUUUACAGUUCUGGACGUCGACAAGGGGUGAGCCCUAAAGUAUCGUUUUAAAUAAAAAUGAUACUAUUAGCAACCACCCCGUGUCGACAUCCAGAACUGAAAAUUGUCUCGGCGGGCUAUCUAUGAUAUUUAUAACUAAUGGUAUAAUGAAUUGAUGUUUUGAUAAAUUUUUAUUUUUUUGUAUUAUUAUUCCUAUUAUUAUGGAACUAAUGUGCUUUUUACAGUACUUUUGUUUAAUUUUAUAAUGAUAGUGUAUCCAUAUCAGAAUAAAACUGAAAAGUUGUAUGUGUUUAAAAAUGCAUUGUGACUAAAUAUUUAAAGUCUCGUUAAGUAUUUUAUUUAUAUGAAUUGUUUUAGUUAUACAAGAUUUGGUAUAAUGCAUUGAUGUAUUGAUACAUUUUUAUUUAUUUGUACUAUUAUUCCUAUUAUUAAAGAACUUAUGUGCUUUUUAAAUGUACUUUUGAUAAAUAUUAUAUUUUGUUUUUUUAUAAUAAUAGUAUAUCCUUAACAGAAUAAAACAGAAAAAUUGUAUGUUUUAAAAAUGCAUUGUGACUAAAUAUUUAAAGUCUCGUUAAGUAUUUUAUU